Nasonia vitripennis (jewel wasp) is the source of this 5983-nucleotide messenger RNA. RefSeq names its product latrophilin Cirl. Gene Ontology annotation, biological process: cell surface receptor signaling pathway; adenylate cyclase-activating G protein-coupled receptor signaling pathway; negative regulation of angiogenesis. The transcript has 15 exons. The record is from RefSeq and is a predicted model, not a curated record. Bases 856 to 4671 code for a protein of 1271 amino acids. Gene Ontology annotation, molecular function: G protein-coupled receptor activity; carbohydrate binding. Gene Ontology annotation, cellular component: membrane. NCBI's taxonomy places the organism in Eukaryota, Metazoa, Arthropoda, Insecta, Hymenoptera, Pteromalidae.
AGUUUUACAACUGACGUUGUGGAGAGCGCAUCGCGGCCCGUCUCGCUGGCACCUCGCUGCAGCAGGUCCCGGAUUUUUUCCUUUUUUUGUUGCCAUCAAAAGGAGCCUGCGGAGAGCACGGCGCGAGUCUCGGGAUCCUCCUGUAUGCGCUGCAGCUACUCGCGUCCGCGGUUUUAACCAUCAGUGAUUGACGUUUUAAUUUUUACCAUACACACACAUACACAAAGUGCAAGUACAAGAAAAAUAACAAGUGCGUGUCGCGGUCGCGCGCCACCCUCUCAACGCUCCUUUAUACGCCCGCAGUGAUGAUCGCGACCGUUGCGUCCUGAAGUGGUGUUUGUUUAUUUUUACCUCUUUCGCGGCUGUUGCUGUUGUUGUUGUUGCUGUUGUUUUAUCGGCGUGUAUAUAUAUAUAUAUAUAUAUAUACACACACACACACACAUACCCAUAUAGUUGAUGAGGGAGAGCCGAGUUGAGAGUUAUCGGGAGGGAGAGCUGGAGGAGGUAUCGCGCGUACGAGCGGCGGAACUGCGCCAGUGAAAUGGUGGAUAAAUUUCGGUUCUUUAUUCUUUGAUCCCUCGAGUGCGCGGCGAGAGCGGCUACUCGCGCGAGUCGUGAAACUGCUAAAUAUUGUUUUUUCGUUUUUAAACUUCGUGUCGGUAAACCGGUGUCGUUCGGUUGAGUUUAUAAAAGGAAUUGUAAACGAGCAGCAGCAGCAGCGGCGACGGCAGAUUGAAUUUGUGAGAAACAGUGUGAGUGAUACGAGAAGUACUGGCUGAAUUAGUUUACCAAAAUGUACUUGGUGCCUGCACUCUUCUUCGCUGAGCUCGUAUAGUUGGAGCUUCGAAAAUCGUCAUGGAGUCCCGCAAGGGCCGGUGGAAGGCUCUCCAGCUGAUCUUGGCGUGGUUCUACAUUAGCGGCUGCUCGACAGUCCUCGCCAGGAACGUAGAGAGGUACGACACGGCGUACGAGUGCGAGGGCAAGACGCUCAGGAUAGAGUGUCGCGAGGGCGAGCUCAUCCACCUGAUCCGCGCCAACUACGGCAGGUUCUCCAUAACGAUAUGCAACGAGCACGGCAACACCGACUGGAGCGUCAACUGCAUGUCGCCCAAAUCCUUCCGCGUGCUCUACAGCAAGUGCAACGGUAGGCGCUCGUGCGAGCUGGACGUGCGCAGCGAGAAUUUCGUCGAAGACCCUUGCCCCGGUACCAGCAAGUACAUCGAGGCCCAGUAUGACUGUCUAGCAUCAACGACGACGACGACGACGCGGCCGAGUCCGCCAUGGCUGCUGACAUCGGUCAGGAGUACGGGUCCUCUGGCCACGCAAGCAACGACCGCAUCUAGCGUCAGCGGCAACGGCCGGUCUCCCUCGAGGAUAACGACGCCAGCGCGAGCGCAGCCAGCUCAGUCGGCGAGCAGUGCCUCCUCCACCGUGGCUCCCUCGGCGAGCAGCGCCCCAAGCAGGCCGUCAUCGACGAGGCCCUGGACCGACGACGAGUCGAUCGAGGACGAGGAGGACGAGGACGAGGAGGAGGUCGUGGCGCCGCCGCCAGAUGACGCGAUCAGGCCCCUCGAGCCGGCAGCGACGCAGGAGCCGACUCAGCAGCCGCCUUUCACCUCCUCGACUCUGCCGCCCUGGAAAACUAAUCGCAGAACGCCGACAGGGAACGUCUACAAUGGAAACUCGGGCCAGCACCAUCACGGGCCGUUCUGCAGUGCGCCGGGGGUCGUGCGCAAGCUCAGCUGGCACGAGACCCGGGUCAACAAUACGGCCGAGCAGAGCUGUCCGGAAGGAACGACCGGCAUGGCUUACUGGCGCUGCCUGCCCGGCCGGCACGACGACGAGCCGGGCGUCUGGGAGCGAAAGACGCCCGACCUCAAGGACUGCCGCAGCGUCUGGCUGACCUCGCUCGCGAGAAGCGUCCAGGAGGGCGAGCUCAUCCUGAAGGUGAGCAGCGACCUCAGCCAGGUGACCAGCAACAGCAGCAACCUCUACGGCGGGGACAUGCUCAUCACCACGCAGAUCAUCCGCAACAUGACCGACAAGAUGGCCAAGGACAUCAGCGCCUACCAGGACCCGCGGCAGAAGGUCGUCAGCGUGGAGGAGCUUCUCCAGGGAGCCGUCACUACCAGCAGUAAUCUGCUCGACCAGUCCGAGUCGUGGAACGACCUGAAUCACACCGACCAGAGGAUAGUGGCGAGCUCGCUGCUCCAGGGUCUCGAGGAGAACGCCUUUCUCCUCGCCGACACGCUCACCUAUGAGAAGAGGACCAACUACAGUCGCAUCAACAACAUCCUGAUGGAGGUGUGGGUGCUGGAUGUGCGGAGCCUCGAGAACGAAGUCGUGGUCUUUCCGAGCGAGCAGCACCGCAAGGACAAAUGGGCAGGGCUGAGCGUCGAGCUGGCGUCCUCCCUCCUGGGAAAGGUGAGCAGCAAGGACGGCUUCGUCAGGCUCGUCUUUAUGGCCUUCGACAGGCUCGAGAAGAUCCUCAAGCCCCAGAGCAACGACGACUUCCCCGGCCAGCAGCUUUCCAUCAACGAGCAACGCGAGCCUGCCGAGUCUUCCUCCUCAUCCUCUUCCGCAGCGGCCCAGCAGCUCGAGCAGAAGCAGAAGCAGCGCGCCAACACCUCCAGCAUAUUAAACAGCAAAGUGAUUUCGGCCUCCCUCAGCGGGGGCCGGCACAUCAAGCUGCCCGAGGGCGAGUUCGUCAAGCUCCAUUUGAAGCACCUCGAGAAAUCAUCCAACUACACCAACCCGCGCUGCGUCUUCUGGAACUUUACCGCCAACGAUUGGUCGGAGGAAGGCUGCAUCAAACGCCAGAGCAACGCUACGCACACGGUCUGCGAGUGCAAUCACCUCACCAACUUUGCCAUCCUCAUGGACUGGAAUGACGCGACGAGCACGCUCUCCGCUGCCCAUCAGAUGACACUUCACAUAAUCACCUACAUUGGCUGUAUAAUAUCGGUCGUCUGCCUGUUUCUCGCCAUCAUCACCUUCCAAUUGUUCCGUGGUCUCAAGUCGGACAGGACAACGAUUCAUAAAAAUCUCUGCAUCUGCCUCUUCAUCGCCGAGGUCGUCUUCAUCUGCGGAAUCGAACAGACGUGGUCGAAGACGCUGUGCGGCAUCGUUGCGGGUCUGCUGCACUUCUUCUUUUUGUGCGCCUUCGCCUGGAUGUUCCUCGAAGGUUUUCAGCUGUACGUCAUGCUGAUUGAGGUAUUCGAAGCUGAGAAGUCGAGGCUCCGCUGGUAUUACCUCGUAGCUUAUGGCGCGCCGCUACUCGUCGUUGGAAUCUCCUGUGUAAUUGAUAGCAGUGGUUACGGUACGGACGACUACUGCUGGCUCAGCGCGGACAAUUACUUCAUAUUCAGCUUUGUGGGACCAGUCAUUCUCGUCAUACUGGCCAACCUAGUGUUCCUAUCCAUGGCGAUCUACAUGAUGUGCAGGCACGCCAACACGACCGUCUCCAUGAAGAGCAAGGAACACUCGCGGCUGGCGAGCGCAAGGGCCUGGUUGAGGGGAGCGAUAGUCCUGGUCUUCCUGCUGGGGCUCACCUGGACGUUCGGGCUGCUGUACUUGAACAAGAAAUCCGUGAUCAUGGCGUACAUCUUCACUGUGCUCAACAGUCUGCAGGGACUAUUUAUUUUUGUGUUUCACUGCGUGCAAAAUGAAAAGGUCCGCAAGGAGUACCGCAAGUUCAUCAGGCGUCACUCGUGGCUGCCCAAGUGCCUGAGGUGCUCGAAGGGCAGUUCCGGCGGCGGCUCGGGAGGCUCCGGAGCAGGAGGCACCGGGGCGAACGGCAGCCACGGCAACUCGCACGGCGGUGGCGCCGGCAAGGACUUCGCCUCGCACAAUACCUCGUCGAAUCCCUCGGCCCCGACGACCGACAGCUCCGGAUUGUCGCCGCACGCCAACAGCAAUAACAUUUCUUUUAAGUCGCAGUCCCGCGACUCGGGCCACGGCGGCUCGGAGCAGGAGGACAGCCCGCGGGUGCUCGGCGGCCAGCCGGGCUACGGACACAGCGCGAUGACGCUCCAGGGCUACUCGCUGAGGGCGCGCGAGCGCCGGCUGCUCGGCGAGCUCGAGGUCGGCUCGCGAGCCACCACCGGCCGGCGCGCCGCCUCGCCCUACAACCACACCUACACCGAGAUCCGCGACGCCCGACACCAGCAGCACUACGCCCAGCAGCACGGAUACGGGCUCUCGCAGCACAUGCAAGACGACCCCGUCUACGAGGAGAUCGAGCGCGCCCAGGGCGUCCUCGGUAUCGGCGGCGGCUGUCCCGAGGCGGCCCAGGCGGCCUCCGACAUGAGCGACGAGGACGGCCGCCGGCAGAGCGACAUGUCGCGCCAGUCGUCGCGCAGCUACGGCGACCACCGGCCCCUCAUACCCUACUCGCCGGCGGCCGAGCGCAGCCUCGAGGCCGCCUGGGCCCUCGAGAAGCUGCGUCGGCAGCACCAAGCCUCCUCCAGGCCGGAGCUCGAGCAGCAGCAGCAGCAGCUGAGGCCGCAGGCGCAGCUCCAGCACCAACACCAACAGCUGCAGCAGCAGCAGCAGGACCACACACGGACGGUUGCGGUCCUCGACGGCCACACGGUCGUCUGCCACCUGCAGCCCCAGGCCGAGCUGUACGCGGCUCGCGGACUCGCGCCCCCGUCCUACAGCGAGUGCUAGAGACACUGUGAUGACGACGACGCUGAGCUGCGCGCCCGGAUAGACAUAUCGCCCCCCCCCCCUCCACUACCCCUACGCAGCCGUGUACUCCGAGGUUCUUUCUUCGCUCCUCGACGCCAACUUUGUAGAAUCGACCCUUGACCCCUACCCGUCCGCACUGUACAUUCGUGGCCCACUUCUGUACUUCUCUAUUCCAAGUCUCUAUCUCGAGCGUUAUGUUUCAGUCCAAGAAUGUUAUUUUUAUAAAUAUAUAUAUAUAUAUGAUGAUGAUGAAGAUAUAUAUAAAUAUACGUAUACAUAUAUAAAUAUUGAUAUGCGUACGGUGAGCGCGUGCGGUGGACACGACACGGGUUUAACGUACGUGCGAGCCGCUGCGGCGAGAGAGAAUGAGAGAGAAAGCAUAAGGGACGCGCGCCGCGACACGUUGCGCGCGUGUCAGCGAUUUCCCGAACGAUACACGGAAAGAGCGAAACUUAGUCACUGUUUUUUACUAUUUUUUAACAAAGCAUGAGAGAGGAGGAAGAGAUGAGGAAAGAAAAUAUGAGAAUGAGAGUAUAUAUAUAUAUAUAUAUAUAUAUAUAUGCGUACGUCUAUCUCCUAAUCGCGUCUAAUCCAACUCGUAAUCAGGUUAAGGAAACCCGCGCGCUAUUUAUUUUUUUAGCACUCGUAAGCGUUUCUAAGGUAUAGCAUAGAGAUAUAAAUGAAUAUAUAUAUAUGAAAAUAAAUAAAUAUAAAUAAAAUAGGAGGACAAAAAAGUAAAUAUACGCAGUUUUAGGGAAAAGCGAGAGAGAGGAGCGUAAAAGUGGAAUAUUGUGAUUAAUCGAGUGCGCGCGGGAGCGCUCAGUCUCUGUCUGUAUCUCUAUCUAUCUCUCUCUCUCUCUCUCUCUCUCUGAUGAUCUGCAUGGCCAAGCCAUCUGAGAAGCCGAAUGCCUUUUGUGUCGCGCAGCAGCAAGCCACCUUUGCCGUCAGAUGUGCACGCGCGCGCGGAUCCCAAGUCUUUCAGUUCGUGUCAGCGUUGUUGUCGCAUACAAAACGACCAAUUCUUCUACUUCUUGCUUCGGAGUUUCCCUAGCGGCGGAAAGAAGGAAUAAAAAACCAGAGCAUUUCUCAGAAGGCAUCGUCAAUGCUGCAUACGUUUCUUUUCCUCGAUCCAAUCAGCUAUACAGGCGUGACUCCCGGCCCGGACGACUAUCCGCGCCGGGAGGGCUCGCCGGGAAAGCCAGUUUUUUAAUACGAUAAAUAGGCGUAAUUGCAUUAAAUAGUAAACAGCUGUGUUAGGUGUGUAAAUGUUCCCUCGUGUCACCGCACUAAC